GAGGAGGCAAAUAGGAGAGCAGAUGAAGAAAAACAUUUUGUUUAUGAAAGACAGUACUCGGGGACAUCUCCUGAAAUGAGAGAAGCUGCAUAAAUCAUCAGCACAACAGUGGCUUUAGAGACUUUGGUUCCACAAUGGACGUGCCCAGUCACGCAGAACUCAACCCUGACGAUUCAACUGAGAACCAGUAUCUCAAGGGAGAAGAGGACACUGCAUCAGCAUGUGCUGACUAUGAUGCUGACGAUCAAAAGGCUGGUGCAUAUGAUAAAGAGACCAAAGUUGAAAGCCUUUUGGAGGAGCUGGGUUUGGAGCAGUACCACAGACAGAAGCUAUCACUUAGCAACAUACUUGGGCUUGAUGAGAAGACAAUUACUGAUGACCCUGGUGAAUGUAAAUCAAAUGUCCCAUUGCAUUUUCUCAAGAAAUUAAUGAUGGUUAAUGUGACUGCUAGAAAUGGGAGGUGUGGUGUAUCAUUUGACUCAAAGGAUCCUCUGUCUGAGUCAAACUGUAAUGAUGCAUCAGAUGGUACAGAGAGCAAUUUUGAUUAUCUGUUUGAGAGCCCAAAUAAGGUUGAAACGUUUAACCCUCUUGAUUUAAUCACUGCUCUGUUUUUGUGUUCUGAUGGUUUUGUUCAGCAAGAACUGGCUCUAAAAAUGUCCAUGUGUCAGUUCUCUGUUCCUCUGCUGCUUCCUAACUGUGAUACACAGCAGUGCACCCUCAUGCUGUGGGCCAUGAGAGACAUUGUUAAGAAGUACAGACYUCCAGAWCUUUCAGAAUCAAAAGGYUUCAUAGAAGAAAGAAUAGUUCUUUCUGAACUUCCAAUGAUCUCAUUUGUGAGACUGGGUGAGUGCUCUCUGUCCAAAUCAGAGAUCCUCAAUAAACUUMURWGYAACUCUSAGCAAUACCAUGACACCUUUGUUCACCAUGACAUGGAGUGUGGAGACRUUCAGAGAAGAAUAUCCAAUGGACUGACUGAAAUGACCUGGUACCUUCCCUGUGGAAACAAAAACAUGGACAUCUUCAGUGAACCAGUUGCUAUAGCUAACCUUCGUGGAGACAUUGCUUCAUUUGAAACUCAAUUCUCCUUUUUGUGUCAGACAUCUGCUGCAGUUUUUGUUUUCUUUGAUCAGCUGGACUCUGAGUGCAAACUGCUGAUGAACAAAAACCACAAAGCUCAGAUCUUCUUGGUGGGAAACCAGCAGAGCAAAAACUUUAGAGGUGAUUCUGUUAAAAAAUUGGUAACCAGUCUGGCCUUGACUAAAAACAACAUUCUAAUAAAGACAAAACAGAUAAAUGGUGCAGAUUUUGUGAAACUACUGAGAAAAAGGGUUAGCAAUAUAGUUAAUAACUCAAAGAAGAAAAUAUCUAUAGAACAGAUGGCUGAUGUUGCACAUGAACUGGGAAUUUUAGUAGAUGAAGAUUCUCCAGAGUGUCAGGAUGGAAAGAAGAAAGCAGAUGAAAUCACUGCAGAGAUUAAAGACAUACUGAAAUACAAAGACGAUCAACUUCCUUUACAAGGUCGGUUGUGGAAGAAAUUUACUUAUUUGGAAAAGGAAGAAUUUCGUCUUCGAAAAGUUGGUUCGGAAGACAUAGAAAAUUACAAAUGCAAACUUCAGAAAAAAAGAAAACAGCUGAGGCAACAGCAGAGUGUUUAUUGGAUGUCCAGAGCAAUGAUUUGUUUCAUCACUUCGCUAUUAAACAAAGAAACAGAAAGGUGCUACUUCCUGAAAUGGAUGAGAAUAAACCUUGAUAACGAUUCUCGCCUAAAACUGUCUAACCUGAGGGAAAUGUACAAAAAGAAAUGCAGGGAGUCUAAAAACAAACAGGAGAUCAAAGAAAUUGACCAACAACUUUCCAGCAGCUCACUGGGAAUUGAGCACUUCUUCCGUGAAAUGGGAACUGAUCUGAAGAAGCUUUUGGAAGAUCUGGGUUUGGAUCAGUUCUACAAGGAGAAGCUGUCACUCAGCAAGAUCCUGGAGAUCAAUGAGAAAACCAUCAAUGAUGAGCCUCCAAAGUGUAAAUCUGAUCUUCUAUGUGUCCAUUCUGCAAAAUACCCUGUGAUGCAGGUGGAGAAGCCCACACUCAACACUUUGGUUCUCUGCAUCGACCAGAGGGUUUAG
This is a messenger RNA of Poecilia reticulata (guppy), 2120 nucleotides long. RefSeq names its product up-regulator of cell proliferation-like. The record is from RefSeq and is a predicted model, not a curated record. Gene Ontology annotation, molecular function: GTP binding. NCBI's taxonomy places the organism in Eukaryota, Metazoa, Chordata, Actinopteri, Cyprinodontiformes, Poeciliidae.